AUGGGAUUUGGCAGAGGGCAGCUCGUGGCAGCGUUGGUUGGGGUGCGUGUGUGUUUGAUGUUUCAUAAUGUUGUCUCUGCAGAUUAUGGAGCAGCGCUAACAAAAUCACUGUUGUAUUACGAGGGUCAACGAUCAGGAAAGUUGCCUCCCAACCAAAGACUGCAAUGGCGAGCAGAUUCUGGUCUUAAGGACGGUCAAGAUGUCAAUAUUGACCUUGUGGGAGGAUACUACGAUGCUGGAGACAAUCUGAAACUAGGGUUUCCAAUGGCAUUUACAAUAACGAUGCUGUCAUGGAGCACGAUAGAGUUCAGAGACAAACUGGCGGCUAAAAACGAGCUUUCAAAUGCGUUGGCUGCCAUCAAGUGGGGCACUGACUACUUGGUGAAGGCACACAUCCAACCAGACGUUCUGUACGGAGAGGUUGGCGAUGCCGAUUCCGACCAUGCUUGUUGGCAAAGGCCUGAGGACAUGACCACCCCUCGCUCUGCUUUCCGAAUCGACUCCACCCAUCCCGGCUCCGACCUUGCCGCCGAGACCGCCGCAGCCUUCGCCGCCGCCUCCAUAGCCUUCCAACCACUCAACGCCGCAUAUGCAUCCCAACUGCGCUCACUCAUGCAACUCAUGUACCUGUUUGAGUUCGCACGAGACAAGCCAGGCAUUUAUCAGGAUAGCAUCCAAGCAGCAAAGAAAGUAUAUGCCAGCAGCGGAUAUCAGGAUGAAAUGGUGUGGGCGGCCGCAUGGCUUCAUCGUGCGAGCGGAUCGAAGACGUAUUUGGAUUACCUGGCACAGAAUAGUCCCGGUGGCCAAAGAUCUUCCUUCUCCUGGGAUGACAAGUACGUGGGCGCCCAGAUCCUUGUUGCCAAGCUGGUGCUGGAAGGGAAAGUGGAUGGGAAAGGGACGUGGGGAGAUUACAAAAGCCAGGCGGAGAAAUUCAUAUGCUCGUGCGCUCAGAAGGCAGCAGGAGGCAGCAACGUCAAGAAAACUCCCGGCGGUCUCCUCUGGUUUCUGCCUUGGGAUAACCUUCAAUACGUCGCCACUGCUACUUUCUCACUCUCCGUCUACUCCCAGUAUCUCGCCGCUCAUAACGCCAUCGUGCAGUGCGAUGCCGGCACCCUCUCCCCCUCUGAUCUCACCUCCUUUGUCAAGUCGCAGGCUGACUACAUAUUGGGCUCAAACCCCAGGGGAAUGAGUUACAUGGUCGGAUACGGGUCCAAUUACCCGCAGAAGAUCCAUCACAGAGGAGCCUCCAUUGUAUCGGUGAAGAAGGAUCCGUCUCCCGUCACCUGCAAAGGCGGCUAUGCACAGUGGUUUAACAGAAACGAAGCCAACCCUAAUGUGUUGGAGGGAGCAAUGGUCAGCCCUGACUCCGCUGAUCACUACGAUGAUUCCAGGUCCGACUACCGGCUGGCUGAGCCAACCACUGUUACUAAUGCCCCCAUGGUCGGGGUUUUUGCUUUUCUUGCUUAG
Molecule: messenger RNA, 1467 nt
Organism: Neltuma alba
Lineage: Eukaryota; Viridiplantae; Streptophyta; Magnoliopsida; Fabales; Fabaceae
Product: endoglucanase 15-like
Exons: 5
Coding region: 1-1467 (488 amino acids)
Biological process (GO): carbohydrate metabolic process
Molecular function (GO): hydrolase activity, hydrolyzing O-glycosyl compounds
Source: RefSeq, a predicted model, not a curated record